UCCGUGACGGAAUGCACAAAAAAGUUGUCGCUUUCUGAAAUACUAGCAUUUGUUAAUGCCACUAAGGUUUCCCGAAACCUUUACGAAGGGGAGUGUGUUCUCGAUGCGGGGCAUGUUAUAAUGUGUGGCAUUUCGAAGGAGUGCGAUGAAGAACUGUCAAUAUUCGCGUUGUGUUUGUCGACCAGCGCAUUAUCUGGAGAUCCCCAUACCGUAACAGCGACACUUUCAAGCGUCGCGGAUGAGACUACGUUUCGAGUGAAUGCUGUGACGUGCAGUUGCAAGGCUGGACAAUCUGAAAGCUGUAAGCACGCAGUUGCAGUACUCCUGAUGUGUAACAGGCAAGGGAUACACAACCUUGAACACCUCAGUGUGACAGACUUGGAGUGUUCCUGGAAAGGAAACAAACGUAACAAAACUAUGUAUGAUGAGCCGACAAGACUGGAGGACUACUGCCAUGUUGAGCAGCUGCCAGUGCUAUUUCUUGUUCGUGCUGACAAACGUACAAGAAUAAUGAGUGAGAUUCAGGAGCUUUGCCCAGACUCUGUGCUCAACGUGCAUCGAACAAGGAGACGAGCCAAACAAGUAGUCGGUGGUGCCAGCCUAACCAAACAGAGCAGCGGAUGGUCGGCAAUCUUGUCAAAUGCGGAGGCUGGUACUGUGAUGGGUGCUUUGGCCGAGAAACAGCUGUCAUUCACACCUAGCGCUGACACCAUGCAGUUCUACAAGGAUAACAUCGUUAUCACAAAGGAUGAAGCAGAAAAAAUUCUACGUGACACCUACAAGGACAAGUUGAUCUGGAUGACCCAACGAAGGAACCGAGUAACUGGUACAACAUGCUACCCCUUGUUUACCUACAGCAAGAGGGACUGGCACCAGAAAGUUCUAAGCACAUUGCAUUCAUCAUUCAAAGGCAACAGUUCAACAAGAUAUGGCAAUGACAACGAAGAAGCUGCAAGGCUGAGAUAUAAAGAGGUCAUGCAAAGGAAGGUCAUCACUUGUGGGCUAGUGGUGUCUACAAAAAAUCCCUGGCUAGCUUGUUCUCCAGAUGGAGUGGUAAUGGAAGCAGGAUCCCCAUGUAAGCUUGUGGAAAUUAAGUGCCCUGUGAAAGGGAAGCAAGUGUGUGCAACAGAAGUGGUGGCUAGCUGCAAUUUCCUAGCAAGUGAUGGUGAAAACUACAAACUGAAGAAAAGGCAUACCUACUAUGCACAAGUGCAACUGGGCAUGGCCAUCUUGAAUGUAUGCCAGUGUGACUUUGUAGUAUAUGCAGCUUUUGAUAACUCUGUGCAUGUCAUUAACGUCAAAUUUGAUUACGAGUUUCUGUGGAAAAUGGUGUCACGCUUACACAACAUCUAUUUUGAGCAUGUGCUUUCAGCACUCUGUGCACAGCCUGUAAAUUAGUGAUGGGGACCUGAAUUAAAAUCA
Molecule: messenger RNA, 1422 nt
Organism: Ornithodoros turicata
Lineage: Eukaryota; Metazoa; Arthropoda; Arachnida; Ixodida; Argasidae
Exons: 5
Coding region: 121-1398 (425 amino acids)
Molecular function (GO): zinc ion binding
Source: RefSeq, a predicted model, not a curated record